Messenger RNA from Saccoglossus kowalevskii, 2866 nucleotides. Its product is annotated as little elongation complex subunit 2-like. The record is from RefSeq and is a predicted model, not a curated record. NCBI's taxonomy places the organism in Eukaryota, Metazoa, Hemichordata, Enteropneusta, Harrimaniidae. Gene Ontology annotation, biological process: snRNA transcription by RNA polymerase III; positive regulation of transcription by RNA polymerase III; snRNA transcription by RNA polymerase II. Gene Ontology annotation, cellular component: transcription elongation factor complex.
AAACCACAGUCUCUAAACAGUUCGGUGCCAAGAAUCGAGGAUGACUUCAGAGUCGAUUUGGGAUGUUGCUGAUGGUGAUUCAAAAGACAGCAUCUUUUUUAGUGAAGAUGUCUUUAAAACCUACUCCACAAAUCCAAGAUAUGAGAAUCUUUUACAAAUGCAUGUACCGUCACACAAUGUUAAGAAACUUGAAAAGAAAAAGACAUUACCCAAGCCAUUGAAACCAUAUCAAGUUAAGAGGCUGUUGCAAAGUUCCAAACCUCAGUUUCCAUACCCCAGAUUUUCAAAUCUCACAAGCCAUGAUAAACGACAGUACCUCAAGUUGUGGAGAAAAUUUCAACACUUCCACACUGAGAUGUUACGCAUGUAUCCUAAUCAACAAGAGAUGACUACGUUUAUGGAAUUAAAGACAAAAGUCAUGGCAGAACAGGAGGAAUUCAACAGAUAUUUAGAAUAUAUUGCAAGGCAUUGCCCAGAAGAUUAUAAUUUCAUUAAUAAUGAUGUUAACAGAUAUGUAGACGAGUUGAUGGCAUGCUAUAAAAGCUCACUAUGCAUGUAUCCACAACAGUAUUCAUUGUACCAGACUCUAGGUAUAAGUACUGGCAUGUCAUUUCCAUCAGACUCUAUGUUGAAACGUGUCAAGACAUUAUUAACACUGGGUAAUGUUUCAUAUAAGGUAAUACCGUUAUACGAAAAGAAGACAUUUGUAUCUAGACAGUAUUCUAAUAUGGUAUGUGAUUUCCCACCAUGUGAUGUUGUAUAUUCAAUUCCACAAAGCUCCUGCACAGAGUGGAAAAGACAGCCUGUAAGUAAAGAUGUGAAUGCUAAAAAAUUAGCUGAUAAAUAUAAAGUGGAUACGAUAAUAUCAAUGAGUGGACUAGAAACUCUUAUUAACAACCAUCCACCAUAUUAUACUGAACAAUGGGAGAUUCCAGUGAAUAUAAUACAAGAUGACAGUGAUGAAUCAAGAAAAACUAUUUACAUUGAUAAACCGUUGGCAAAGAAACAGAUGUCACUUCAACAGAAAAAUUUACUGUAUCAUCAGAUCUCAUUACCCAGAUUAUUCAGACCAAAGAUGAGCCAGAAAUCAUUGCCCCUUGAAGUGGUUGUGUGUCCUAAUGAAGGAAGUCAUCAUGUCCAGUCUACCCUGUCAAAUGAACAGAGUCUGGUCAGGGAACAGGUGACACACCUCAUGAAAGAUUCUGAUGUUGACAGUCACAAGGAUGCUUGCUUGCUUGCUAACCAAAAUGAGCAGAACAUGGUAAGAGAGGAAUUGUCUUCUUCUGUAGAACAAGCAUCCAUGGCUAGAACAAGCAAGGCUUAUAAGCACACUGUGGAGACCUUUCAAUGCAGUAAAGAUGCAAGUCAGGAUGCUAUUGGUGUUAAAACUAAAUCUAACCCGUAUGGGAGGGAACAAAUUGAUAUAAAUCUGAACAAAUUAGAUACUCAAAAUAUUGCUGACAAUUCAGGGACUGAAAUUGAUACAACUGAUACCGAGCAUGGCCUUCUUAUUGUCACAGAAGAUGAAGAGCUUGACAAGGAGGUGGGAGUAUCCAACAAGGCAGAGGAUGUUGCUAUGGAAACAGAUGAUGAAUUAGUGAUGAAGCCGAAAAAAAGAAACAAUCCUUUCAUCUCGCAGCUGGGUGUCACUGAUUCUAGCGUUAAAGCAAAACAAGGUAAUUUAAUGAGAGACAGUCAGAAACAGGAGAAACGAAAAAAUUUUUUAUAUGAUGGUGACAUAUCGUCAGAUGCAGACAGAUUGUUAUACAUUGAUGAUUAUGUUGUCGUUGAGAAAAAUAUGAACUCAAUAAAAUGUGACCAUGAAGAGUUGAAUCAGAGCAAUUUUGAAUGUCUGCCAAAAGGCAAGAUUUCCACCCCAAUUAGACGCUCUGCGAGGUUACACAAUCUGACUCAGUCAUCAUCUGACGAAAGUCUGAAUGAUACUGAUCUUACACCAGCACAAAAAAGAAAUCAUGGUAAGAAAAAGAACAAUGAGGAAGAGAGAACUGAUGAAAAAUUUCUAUGCAAAAAUAUGAAAACUAGCAGAUUGAAGGAAACUACAUUGAGUGAUGAGACUCUUCCCAUAAGAAGAAGUAAACGACUGAAGAAGAGUUCCGAUGAAGAUCUUUCCUCAAAUGAUGAGAUAGGCAAGACUAUAAAUGAUGGAGAGAUACAGUGUUGCUCGGAAAAAGAGAUGAGUAGUGUCAAGCAAAAUAGAAUGGAAGAAGAACCCAUAGCUGCGGGCGAAAAGAUUAAUGUGCAGGAAAAUCAAACAGAACAGCUGAUUUUGGGGAAGAAAAAUUAUGAACCAAGGUUUUUAUGUGAUGAGUUAGUUGGACAGAGAAAUGUAAAAAAAGGAUCAGUUAUUAUCCCACAGGGUAAGGUAUCAAAGAAUACCAAACAAUGUCAGGUUACAGGGAAAAUAAAGACGCCAACAUCACAAUGUGAUACGCUUCUGGAUGGUAUAUUCAAAUUAAAAGAGAAAUUAGCUGAAACAAAGGACAAAGUUGCACCAUCGAUGGAGCAACCUGGUCAGCACACGAUUGAACACUCAGAGUUGGCAGGUGGGAGUCAAAUAACAGAGGAUAAAACAGAGUAUUUGCAUCCCAGCAAUGGCAAUGUUAUGUACAGUCUCUGGAACUUUGGUAAAGUAUCAUUGUUGAUCAGAAACCAAGUGUGUGGCUACAUCAAGGAAGGAGGGCAGCUGAAGGCACUUACAAUCUCACCAAAGCUAGAGUACCAGCCUAAGUUCGGUUUGGAGCAAAUAUCUGCAGGUCAGCUUUCUACAGAAUGGAUUCGCAUGUACGCACAACCCAACUCUAUGGUGGUCGUAUCAAUGCAUACACUUCGGAAGUUAUCACCCUAG